Messenger RNA from Closterium sp. NIES-65, 1068 nucleotides. Lineage: Eukaryota; Viridiplantae; Streptophyta; Zygnematophyceae; Desmidiales; Closteriaceae. The record is from the annotation of a GenBank genome assembly.
AUGCAGACUCUGAGUCGGAGAGAAGAGUGCAGUAGGGGAUUUGCGGAUCGCGAGGAUGGCAAGCGAAAAAAAGAGAAACAGAAACACAGAAUAACGCGGGGAAUAGAACACAGAGAAAUGGGGAGAGAAGGCAGAACAGAGGAACAGGGGAAGAGGAAAACGCAGCAAACAGGGAGACAGGGAAGCAGAGAGAGAGAGAGAGAGAGAGAGAGAGAGAGAGAGAGAGAGAGAGAGAGAGAGAGAGAGAGAGAGAGAGAGAGAGAGAGAGAGAGAGACAGGGAAGCAGAGAGAGAGAGAGAGAGAGAGAGAGAGAGAGAGAGAGAGAGAGAGACAGGGAAGCAGAGAGAGAGAGAGAGAGAGAGAGAGAGAGAGAGAGAGAGAGAGAGAGAGAGAGAGAGAGAGACAGGGAAGCAGAGAGAGAGAGAGAGAGAGAGAGAGAGAGAGAGAGAGAGAGAGAGAGAGAGAGAGAGAGAGAGAGAGAGAGAGAGAGAGAGAGAGAGAGAGAGAGAGAGAGAGAGAGAGAGAGAGAGAGAGAGAGAGAGAGAGAGAGAGACAGGGAAGCAGAGAGAGAGAGAGAGAGAGAGAGAGAGAGAGAGAGAGAGAGAGAAGAGAGAGAGGAGAGAGAGAGAGAGAGAGAAGGAAGCAGAGAGAGAGAGAGAGAGAGAGAGAGAGAGAGAGAGAGAGAGAGAGAGAGAGAGAGAGAGACAGGAAGCAGAGAGAGAGAGAGAGAGAGAGAGAGAGAGAGAGAGAGAGAGAGAGAGAGAGAGAGAGAGAGAGAGAGAGAGAGAGAGAGAGAGAGAGAGAGAGAGAGAGAGAGAGAGAGAGAGAGAGAGACAGGGAAGCAGAGAGAGAGAGAGAGAGAGAGAGAGAGAGAGAGAGAGAGAGAGAGAGAGAGAGAGAGAGAGAGAGAGAGAGAGAGAGAGAGACGGAAGCAGAGAGAGAGAGAGAGAGAGAGAGAGAGAGAGAGAGAGAGAGAGAGAGAGAGAGAGAGAGAGAGAGAGAGAGAGAGAGAGAGAGAGAGAGAGAGAGAAAGCACGGAAGCAGGAAGAGAUGGGAGCACAGGAGUGA